Molecule: messenger RNA, 1028 nt
Organism: Asparagus officinalis (garden asparagus)
Lineage: Eukaryota; Viridiplantae; Streptophyta; Magnoliopsida; Asparagales; Asparagaceae
Exons: 5
Coding region: 158-922 (254 amino acids)
Biological process (GO): protein ubiquitination
Molecular function (GO): ubiquitin protein ligase activity
Source: RefSeq, a predicted model, not a curated record
AUUUAGGGCUUUUAGGAUAGAGUUUUUAAAUGCCCCUCUUUCAUCUUUCUUUGUUCUCAAGAGUCGAGCCUAUCUUUUUAGUUAUCUUCACCUGUAUCUUCUCCUCUUCCCAUUCUCUGAAAAUAAAAAAAAAGCUGAAAACUAGAGAAAAAUUAUUAUGUUUCAAAACCAGAUAAUUGCAAGGUCAUCAUCCUUCAGAGGUUCUCUUAAAGCCCUUGAAGCUGAUAUCCACCAUGCCAACAACCUGGCUGAUUCUAUUCAGAGAGCUUAUGGGGGUGCUUGCCUUCAGAUGAGAUUAACUUAUAGCUCUUUGGCACCUUUCUUCUACUUUCUUAUUCAGUGGCUGGACUGCACUUGUAGCUAUAAUCUCCCCAGUUAUUUGGGGCUUCUUCAAGUACAAAUUUGCAAGGUAUAUGCUGAUGGAAGUGCAAGGAUAUCUACCUAUGAGAGGAGUGCCAGCCUGAGGGAAUUCUAUGCUGUUAUAUAUCCCUCUCUUCAACAACUUGAGAGUAACUUAGUAGAGAAAGAAGAUUGGAAAGAGGGACGUCGAUUCAAAGAGAUUAUAAGUAAGAAGAGGGUUGAAGACUGGAGGAAGCUCUCUGAUAAAGACUUAGAGAGGGAAGAUGAAUGUGGCAUUUGUAUGGAGAUUUGUACAAAAAUGGUUCUACCUCAUUGCAGUCAUGCCAUGUGUAUAAAUUGCUACCAUGAUUGGAAUACGCGGUCACAAUCCUGCCCCUUUUGCAGGGGCAGCUUAAAAAGAGUCCGAUCAAGAGACUUGUGGGUGCUCACUGGCACUGGUGAUGUGGUUGAUAAUGUGACAUUGGAGAAGGAGAACUUGCGACGGUUCUAUGGGUUUAUAGAUAAGUUGCCUCUCACGGUUCCGGACUCUCUUUUCUUUGUCUACUAUGAGUAUUUAGUAUGAUCUAUAUAAAUAUAAGAAAUGAUGUACAGAUUGCCGCCGACCUUCUCUUGUAGAUAAGAGUCUGGGAUAGUGUCCGGAUAGAAAAUCAAAUUUCUAUGGUUUCACA